This is a messenger RNA of Harpia harpyja (harpy eagle), 8367 nucleotides long. RefSeq names its product multiple EGF like domains 6 (gene MEGF6). Gene Ontology annotation, molecular function: calcium ion binding; protein binding. Lineage: Eukaryota; Metazoa; Chordata; Aves; Accipitriformes; Accipitridae. The record is from RefSeq and is a predicted model, not a curated record. The transcript has 39 exons. Bases 1316 to 6157 code for a protein of 1613 amino acids.
CUUCUCUCUCCGUUUUCUCAUUUCACAGGGGCCGGCGGGCUGUCACCCAGCUGCAGCAAAAUCCUUGUCAACGGCUCUUUUUGUGCUGAUUGCCUAUAUAGUGGGGAGUUUGGUGGGAAAAGGCAGAUAGCAGUUUAAUCUUGUUCCCCAACUGCCUCUUUGCCCAGUGUAUUCCCCCGCCGCGCCGGGAACAGGUCGUUUAACAGCGCUCUAGCAGCCGAGCGCAGGUCGGAUGUGUCCCUGUCUGUUUUACAUGCACGGCAGAAUUUCCUUGGGAAGUGAUCAAUUUUGUUAUCUGUUAGAGCGCAUAGGAAAGAUUAAAUCUCUGUGGGAUAUUUUUAGAGCUGCUGGGAAGGGGAUUUUGGGUGGUGUGUACGGAGCUGGCCUUGGGUAGUGCAAAAGAGCUGUCUUUCGAGAAACAAACCCGAAUCAUUUCUGCUACUGUUCUGCAGGGUUUCCCCCCUCCUCUCGUCGGGGUUGGCCACAGCUGGUGGGAGGGAUUUCUGACUGUCAGCAAGAAAAGAAACAAGAGAGCAUGUGAGGGGAAGGAGCUAGACCUGGGAGAAGCAGGAGGAAAGUUUUGUUGCUCCCUUGAAACGCAGGGGAGCUGCUCUUAGUGUGCGUGCGUGCGCACGCAGGAGUUACUCGAGCCCAACUCUGGAGGAAGGUGGGGAGCUGUAGCAGGAGGAUGGCUUCACCUACACAGAUGGGGUAAAUGAGCACUCUGCCUGCUUUUGGAAAAGCCCUCAGGGAGGUGGGCUUCUCGGAGCGCAGGAGAGCACCCCUUCUUUUUCCUUUCCCUUGCCGAGUGCUGAUUUUUAUAUUGCCUUGCGAAGUGGAUCGCAACUCCAAAUCGGCUAAACCCACGUGGGGCUUCAUUGCUGGGCAGAACCCAGGUCUUGUGAGCCACCAGGUCUUUGGGCUUUGUCAAGAAGCAAAUGCCAGAAGGAAAAAUCACUUCAGCACGUUUCACUACGAGGAAAUGAGCGUAAGAAGCCAGGUUUGGUUUUGGGAAAAACCCAGCGACAAUCUGCACUAUAAUCACUUCCCGUGGACUGAAGAAACUUGCUGAACUGAACCCAUAUGGGAGGAAGCAUCUAGGAAUGAUAAAUCUGCUCUCCCCGUGCAAGAAUUCCCGUGUGCUCCGAUAGCAUUGUCCUUUGCAAGAAAGAGAGACACCGGCAACAGGGGAGCAGGAGCCAGCCAGGAGUGUCCUCCUUUGAGGAACAGGGACUCGCAAGUUGUGCUUGAGAAGGCUGUGAGAUUCUCCGGCACCACUGGAAGCGCCUUGCGGGGGGAGAGAGGAGCUGUUGCGAUGGAAUUUCAUGCGGUGGCACUGUCAUUCAUCCUGGCAUUGCAAAUAUCUUCUCUUGCUUCUGGGAACAAACUUCAGCCCCAUAUGCCAAACGUCUGCGCGGAGCAGGAGCUGGCGAUCGUGGGGCACCGGCAGCCGUGCGCCCAGGCCUUUACCCGCACCGUCAAAGUGUGGAAGCAGGACUGCGGAGGACAGCGGUGGUGCACGGGCUACGAGCGGAGAACUGCGUAUUACACGGGCUACAGGCAGGUGUACAAGGUGAAAUACCAGACCUCAUACAGGUGUUGCCCAGGAUGGUCCCAGCUCGGAGGGGAUGCCGGCUGUCUCUACCCUGUCUGCAGUUACGGGGUUUGUUUCAACGGUGGAAACUGCAUCGAGGGAUCUUCGCAGCUCUGUCACUGCUCCUCUGGUUUCCAAGGACCUCGCUGUCAGUACGACGUGAACGAGUGCGAGGCGGGGAACGGCGGUUGCGAGUCCCAGUGCUGCAACACCAUCGGCAGCUUCUACUGCAAGUGCGCAGCGGGGCUGCGGCUGGAGCCGGACGGGAAGGCGUGCGCAGAUGUUGACGAGUGCCAGGUCCACAAUGGAGGCUGCCAGCACAGAUGUGUGAACACCCUUGGGUCUUAUUAUUGUGAAUGCAAGCCAGGCUUUCGCCUGCACACAGAUGGCAGGACCUGCAUUGCGGUGAACACGUGCGCCCUGAACAACGGCGGCUGUGAACACAACUGCGUGCAGGUGACGCUGACACAGCACCAGUGCCAGUGCCGGCACAAUUACCAGCUGCGGGAAGACGGCAAACGCUGCGUCUUGAGGAACCCCUGCACCGACAGGAACGGGGGCUGCAUGCACCGGUGCCACAACCACCGUGGAACAGCUCGCUGCGAGUGCCACCCUGGCUACCGCCUGGCGCCUGACAAUAAGGCCUGUGAAGACGUGAAUGAAUGUCUGACCGGACUAGCCAUGUGCGCACACCGGUGUCUCAACACUCGGGGCUCCUUUAAGUGUACCUGUAACCCGGGCUACGAGCUGGGGGCAGACGGCAAGCAAUGCUACCGGAUAGAAAUGGAGAUUGUGAAUAGUUGUGAAGCCAACAACGGUGGCUGUUCCCAUACGUGCCACCACACCAGCUCCGGCCCGGUCUGUACCUGUAAUUUUGGUUAUCGGCUUGAAGAGGACCAGAAGACGUGCACUGAUAUCAAUGAAUGUGACAGUGGGUCUCACUGUUGUCAGCAAGACUGUUACAAUUAUCCUGGAGGCUACGAGUGUGCCUGCUAUGCUGGAUACAGGCUCGGCACAGAUGGCUGUGGGUGUGACGAUGUGGACGAGUGCUCUUCACGUAACGGUGGAUGCGAACACACGUGCCAGAACCAGCUAGGGUCUUUCCAGUGUGGCUGUGAGAUUGGAUACAAACUGGAUGACGACCGAAGGAGCUGUAUCCCUAUAGAGGACCCUGUGGAAGCUCUGGAUGGUCGGCGCCCCGUUAUCCGCCCGAUCCCUCACGUUGCAAUCCUGCGAGAUGAAUUUACCCAGCUCUUUAAUGAUGACUAUGAAGAAGAGGAGGAAGAGAUGGAAGCAAGAGGAGAGCACACACUUUCAGAAAAAUUUGUCUGCCUGGAGCACACGUUCGGCCCCGACUGCAGCCUGACCUGCGAGGACUGCCAAAACGGAGCCACGUGCGACGCGGAGGAGACGGGCUGCGAGUGUCCGGCCGGCUGGACCGGCAUCCUCUGCAACCAGACCUGCCCGGUCGGCACCUUCGGGAGGAAUUGCAGCCUGACCUGCCGCUGCCAGAACGGCGGCACCUGCGACCCCGCCACGGGUGCCUGCCGCUGCCCGCCCGGGGUGGCCGGCGAGCUCUGCCAAGACGGGUGCCCGAAGGGAUUUUUUGGGAAACAGUGCAGGAAGAAGUGCAACUGUGCCAACCGGGGUCGUUGCCAUCGGAUUUACGGAGCCUGUCUCUGCGAUCCUGGCUUGUACGGACGGUACUGCCACUUAGUCUGCCCCAAGUGGGCGUUUGGCCCCGGCUGCUCCGAAGAAUGCCGCUGCGUGCAGCAGAACACGCAGGACUGCGACAAGAGGGACGGCUCCUGCCGAUGCAAACCCGGCUACCGCGGCAAGCGCUGUGAGACGAGCUGUGACCCUGGCUAUUACGGGGAUGGCUGCAAGAAGAAAUGUAGCUGCUCUCCAGAAGCGUCCUGUGACCGUGUCACCGGAGAGUGCUGGAAAGAGUGUCCUCCAGGGUACCACGGGGAGAACUGCGACCAAGAGUGUCCGGAGGGGAAGUUCGGGGCCGGCUGCCGGCGGUCCUGCUCCUGCGGCGGAUCGCCCUGCGACCGGAGCACGGGGCAGUGCCUCUGCCUGCCAGGCUGGACGGGACACGACUGCGGCCAAGCUUGCCCUGACGGUCGCUGGGGCCAGGGCUGCCAGGAGAUAUGUCCUGAGUGUGCGAACAACGCCAGCUGCGAUCCCGCCACGGGAGCCUGCCUGUGUCCACCCGGCUAUACCGGCAGCCGCUGCCAGGACGUGUGUCCGCCUGGCUGGUUCGGCCCAGAUUGCCAGCUGAGCUGCAGCUGUGGGAACGACGGACAUUGCCAUCCCGUGACGGGGACGUGCAGCUGCGCGCCUGGCUGGACGGGGUAUAACUGUCAGAGAGCCUGCGAUGCGGGUCGCUGGGGCCCCGACUGCGCUCACACCUGCAACUGCAGCAACAGCGACGGGAGCUGCAGCGCGGAGACGGGGCAGUGCGUCUGCGACGCCGGCUACACGGGCGGCCGCUGCGAAAAGAAGUGCCCUGAAGGAUGGUUUGGGCUGAGCUGCCGGCACCGGUGUCAGUGUGACAACGGGGCUGCCUGUGACCACGUCAGCGGGGCCUGUACUUGCAGCCCGGGCUGGCGAGGAACCUUCUGUGAACACGCCUGUCCUGAUGGAUUUUACGGACUGGAGUGCCGGCAAGCCUGCGACUGCCUGAACGGUGCCCGCUGUGACCAUGCAACGGGCCAGUGCCACUGCGCCCCCGGCUGGGAAGGUCCCCACUGCGGCCAGCCGUGCCAGGAGAACAGGUACGGCGAGAACUGCAGCCAGACAUGCAACUGUUUCAAUAACGCUACCUGCAACCACGUCAGCGGCCGAUGCGUCUGCGCAGCCGGGUGGACGGGACCCACGUGCCAGCAAGCGUGCCCGGUGGGUUUCUACGGGAGGAGCUGCCGCCAGCGCUGCCUCUGCCAAAACGGUGGCACGUGUGACCCCGCCACAGGGCUCUGCGCUUGCCCCGAAGGGUGGACGGGGCUGGCCUGCGAGCUGGAGUGCGCGCCGGGACGGCACGGGGCGGACUGCCGGCAGCGCUGCGAGUGCCGUCACGGGGGGGUCUGCGACCGCCAGAAGGGCCACUGCGUCUGCCAGCCUGGCUGGACGGGCGAGAAGUGCGAGAGCCCUUGUCCGGAGGGGCUGUUCGGGGCACGCUGUGAAGAGCCCUGCGACUGCGGGGACAACGUCUCGUGCCAUCACGUCACUGGCGCUUGCGAUUGCCCCCGUGGCUGGAGGGGCCGGCGCUGCGAGAAAGCCUGCCUGCCGGGUUCGUUCGGGAAGAACUGUGCCAGCCGCUGCGCCUGUCCCCUGGGAGUGCCUUGCGAUCACAUCACUGGCCGGUGCGGCUGCCCGCCGGGCUUUACAGGCUCUGGAUGUGAAAAAUCCUGCCUGCCAGGGACCUUCGGCGAGGACUGUGGUCAGAUCUGCCAGUGUGCCGGGGCCACCCAGGAAUGCCACCCGGUCACCGGGGCGUGCGUCUGCGCCCCCGGCUUCCACGGUCCCACCUGCCAGCUGGAGUGCUCCCCUGGGUGGUACGGCCGCAACUGCGAAACGCCAUGCAAGUGCAAGAACGGGGGACUGUGUGACAUUACCACCGGGAUGUGCCACUGCCCGGCAGGCUACAUCGGCGCUGACUGCAGUAUCGGGUGUCCUGCUGGGCGCUACGGCAAGGACUGUGCACGGGCGUGCUCCUGCGGGGAAGGCACUACCUGUCACCCCGUCACCGGCGACUGCGUUUGCCCACCAGGAAGAGCUGGUCCCACCUGUGAGCAAGGCUGCGAGAAACACCGGUACGGGGUGGGCUGCCAGCAGACCUGCUCCUGCCGCAACGGGGGGCUGUGCGAUGCAGCCGACGGCUCCUGUUUGUGUGCGCUCGGGUGGACGGGGAAAUCCUGCGAAUUAGAAUGCCCGCCGGGAAGGUACGGUGCCAACUGCCAGCUCCGCUGCGCCUGCCUGCACAAUGCCACCUGCGACCCGGGGACGGGAGCCUGCCGCUGCUCCGCGGGCCGCUACGGACCCCUGUGCGAACACAGUUGUCCCCCGGGUUUCCACGGAGCUGGCUGCCGGGAACGCUGCGACUGUGAGCACGGAGCAGGCUGCGACCCAACCACCGGUCGCUGUCGGUGUCCCGCCGGGCUCCGUGGCGAGCGCUGUCAGACAGGCUGCAAGGAAGGAACGUACGGCGAGGGCUGCCAGCAGCUCUGCGACUGCGCCGGCGAUGCGCCCUGCCACCCAGCCACCGGGCGCUGCCUGUGUCCCCCCGGGAAAACCGGCCCCGAGUGCGGAUCAGACUGCCGGCCGACCGAGUACGGCCCCGACUGCAGCCUGCCCUGCCAGUGUGCCCCCAGCAGCUCCUACUGUAAUGCUCAGAACGGCCAGUGCCUCUGUCUGAACGGGUACACGGGACCGACGUGUCGGGAAGGUGGUGCGCCUCGUCUGCUGCCGGCCCAGCACCCCUCCUUGGUCCCAGUUCUGCGGCCCCCGGAGCCCACCGGGUCACCUCCAUCCCAGGGGGGGCUCCGGCCGGGCGAGCACUAGGUCCCGCAGCUGCCGGUGCCCUCGGUGCGGCCAAGCAGCCACCUGAAGAAGCCAACGACCCAUUCGACGAACUCGUUUACAAGCCACAUGAGCGGUUAUCGUUUCCCGACAGCCUAAGCUGCUGCUUUUGGAGUUGUCCGAGCGAGGCUGAAGCGCCGAGCGUAAGCAGUUCGUCACGACGGCGCGGGCCGGACUCCGGGCACGCCACGAGGGCAAGCGCGCCGACGCCGGCGCACGUCCUCGGCCGGACACCAGCGGGAACAGUUCAGAAGCGAUCGCUUCUGGUCAGCGGACUUCGAUAGCUCGUGGCAAAUUGCUGGCCUUCAUCUUUUGGGUGCUGGGCUUGGGGAGGGGGCUGAAAUUACGGUCCGAAAUAGGUAUUUAUGCAACAAUAUUUAUGGGAAGUUGUACAACAGUGUCAUCAGAACUGAUGGCUGAACGUGCCCGGCUCUCCUGACGUAGUGCCUCCUGCAGAAGUACCACCUUACUUGAAUUUUUUUUUUUUUAAUUUGCAUUUGCAAUGGUCUUUUACUGUAAAUUAUCAUCUGCCGUGGGGACAAGGCGUUGGGCUCUAGCACUUACUUACCACGCCGCCUCUGCAGAGCCGGUGCCCGCAGCCCAACCCUCUAUCAGCACGAGUCCCGGUUUGCAUUUCCAGCGACAGGCGAUGCCUUCCUCGCUGACAGUGCGGUCUGCUCUUGGCAAGCUUUGCAGGGGGUCAGGAGCGAAACUCCUGCUCUUCAUAGCAGGAGUAUAUCAGCCCGCUUGAGCUGCCCAUGUCCUUUGCUCCACCGAAAAGCAAGCCUAAAUUAAGUGUAAUAAUCAAAGAUCCUGUGAAAUAAUUACGUGUAAUAAUCAAAGAUCCAAAGACACAAAGUUCUUGCGUGGUCCGGUAAACACAAAUCCCUAUUUAAAUGUUGUCGCCCCAGCCCUGGACCCUGCGUUAUUUUUUCCGUUCCAGUUGAACCCAGGAGCUGGGAAGGGGACGGAGGCAGGAGGAACGGCCGGGAGGCUGCGCGGCCGCAGCCGGCUCCCGGCUCGGCAGCGAGCGCGGUGUCACGGCAAAGCCGCGGCUGCCACCGGCAGCGACGGGGAACGCCAUCGCCCCGGCAAGGGCCCCGGGCCAACAGCCUGCCCGAGCCAGGCCCCUUCAUCUAUUUGCACAAAGCUCUCGGGCAAAUAGAGCCCGAGAGCCGACAAUUGUCAAAAGCAACCAGGCUCUGCGAAGGAGAUGGGACCUUCCCGUCCCAGCACAUCUGCCUCUGCUGCUGCUGCUGCUGCUGCAGUACAGCCCUGCCCAGGCGCUUGGCCUUUAAAUUAUUCCCACAGGGGCCAACUGAAAAUAAUAAAAGAAUUGUUUCUUUUCCUGAUGGAAUUUAUUUUAAUCUGUAUAUAACUUGUAAUUUGUUGCUAAUUCUUUCCUUAUUUUAUUUCUUCCUUAACAGUAUUUUUUGCAUUAGGUAUCAUUAUUGUGAAGAAAUAAUGUUAAUAUAAGUAUGUAGUGAAGGACCAAAAUUGUGUAAUUAAGGUCGUAUGUCGUAUGAUUGAUAACCAGGGAGUAGGAAGAUUUUGUCCACGUGCCAAAUGACCCUGAUCAAUCCUGCUAGUCGCGCUGCCGAUUCUCCAGACAAUCAUAUGUUUUGUUACCUUUGCCUUGAAGCGACCCUCGCGUUAGACGAAGGUUUCUAUUUAUUUCCUCGGCCGGCUGGAAAGCAAACGCAGCCCCCGCCGGAAAGCGAGCGGCCCCUGCCCACGCGCCCUUCCACCGAGCGCGGCGAGCGAUGCCACCGCGCCGGCGAGCGAUGCCACCGUGCCGCGUGUCCCGCCGGCAGCCCCUGCCGCCCGCCGGCACCGAGGUGCGGGGAAGCGGUCUGCCUCGACGGCCCUGCUCCAGGCGAGCCUGCCCUUAAGCAUCGGGGUAAAUCGGUCCCGUCCCGUUCCAGCACGAAAACCUGAGCUGCAGCUCCGUGGCUCCCGGCACCUGCCCGGAGUAAGCCGGACAUCUGAGCACGGGACCGCAGCAGCCCUGCGUCUAUGUUUUUUUUAAUACUAUGAUUUUUUUUCCUGUUCUUACUUCUUAAUUUGCUUCCUCUUUUCACGUAGCUAGUGUUUCUCUUUUUGGACCCCAUCUCCUCUAAUUUAGCACUGAUGAAAAAUUUUAAUUCUUCCACAGUAAAGAGAAAUAAACAGAAAACCUCACUGAAUUUCUA